GAUCUCCGGACAAACGGUACAUUUUUAUUUAACAUAUUGGGAUUAGUACAAUGAUGAAAUAAGGGGUCCAGGUACGUAAUUACUUGUGAAUAGAUAUUAUUGGUUUGAAGUCUGGAUGAAGUCUGGAUGAAGUCUGGAUGAACUCUGGUUGAGAUUGCGCUUCGAAAAGAUAACUCUCAUCAACCACACUUUUUUCUCAUAUUUAUUCGAAGAAGAAAAGGUAUUGUGGGGGAACAAGUUGGAUAUGUUAUUUUCCGCAGAUUGAUAUAUAAAGGGAGCUAUAAAUAGUGGAACAAAAACGAAAAAUGCAAAGUCUGGUUGAACUCUGGUUGAACUAUGGUUGAUCUUCAGUUGAUCUUCAGUUGUACCAAAUGAUAUUACGUAUCAAUGCUCUAGACUAUAUAAACGACCUAUUCAACACCCCAUCUCAAAAAAAAAAAUCUGUUGUUUAAAAAAAUGGCUGAAUGGACUGAUCCACUUAUUCGUACCCUUAUUGACGAACGUAGAACCAGAAAUGAUGAGUUCCAUGACCUUGGAAGAAAUCGGGAAAGAUUCUGGGGUACUAUCGCAAGUAAGAUCAAUCAAGAGAAUGGGACAUCAUUCAGCGGUCACCAAUGUAAAGAAAAAUUCUCGAAUCUCGUCCGGGAUUAUAAUGUAAGUUAUCACUAUAUUUGAGAACUUUGUUGUUAGCUCUACUAACUAUCCUUCAUGUCCGGUUAGACUAUGUGUGAUUUUAUGUCUGGUAAAAGUAAAGCCAGAAGUCGAACAGGUGCACGAUAUUUUGAUGAAUUUCGUACUCACUUUUGGGAGAGAUCUGAGGAUGAAUUCGAUAGAAUCCGCAGAAUUAACACUUUUAACCAAAAACGAAGUAGAGGAAGUGGAUAUAUUACGCCCAUACCAUCAACUAGGGAUCUCGAACG
Molecule: messenger RNA, 920 nt
Organism: Rhizophagus irregularis DAOM 181602=DAOM 197198
Lineage: Eukaryota; Fungi; Glomeromycota; Glomeromycetes; Glomerales; Glomeraceae
Source: RefSeq, a predicted model, not a curated record